This is a messenger RNA of Mya arenaria, 6539 nucleotides long. Its product is annotated as alpha-catulin-like. The record is from RefSeq and is a predicted model, not a curated record. Gene Ontology annotation, biological process: cell adhesion; Rho protein signal transduction. Lineage: Eukaryota; Metazoa; Mollusca; Bivalvia; Myida; Myidae. The transcript is spliced from 19 exons. The coding region runs from base 7 to 2610 and encodes 867 amino acids. Gene Ontology annotation, molecular function: cadherin binding; actin filament binding.
CCGAAAAUGGCAGCUGCUUUGCAGCAUCAGUCCAGUUUGGACAGAAAUGAGGCGAAAACAACGCUGGAAAUAAAAACUAAAUCAGUUGAACAGACUCUAAUUCCCCUAGUGACACAGAUCACGACUCUGGUUAACCAUAAGGAGCGUGUGAAGAUCAGUGAGCGAACGGCGCGGGCGCUGGGGAAGGUUGGAGAGGCUGUGUACCAUGCGGUGGACCGGUUUGUCGUGGUGGGGUUGGCAAUCGGAGAUGAACACCCAGAGUUACGCUUGGAAAUGUGUGAGACAUGCCUUGAGGCUAGACAGGCUGGGAAUGCAAUACGUCAGCUGACCGCUUACAACAAUGUUAGUUUGGACAGCGGGCCAAAACCAUUCACCGAAAAACACCAGAUGGUUCGGGCGGCCAGAAAACUGCUCUCUGCAAUAACUAAAGUGCUGUUGAUAGCUGACAAAGUCAUUGUGAAACAGCUUAUUGUGGCAAAGGAUAAGGUAUUAUGUAGCCUUACAGAGAUAGAGACAAUGGAGAGUUUCACAGACUUUGUGAAGGCGUUCAGCACGUUUGGUAACAACAUGGUGGAGCUGGCUCACAUCACCGGGGACAGACAGAAUGACUUGAAGAGUGACCGCCAGAAGGCCCAGAUGGCCUCUGCCCGGGCUGUCCUGGAAAAAUCUACCAUGCUGCUGCUACCUUCAUGCAAAACAUGUUUACGUCACCCUGAGUGUCACUCGUCCAGACAGAAUCGUAAUGGUCUGUUCAUACAGAUGAAGCAGGCUCUGCACCUCAUACAUAAUGUGGCCACAGAUACAGGUUACCUGGCAAUCAGCAGCGGGAGUAUCUCGCCGACCAUGGUGAAUGGAGACUCUGGUAUUGUACUGGGAGGAUGUGGAAUCACUGCUCACAAGGCCAUCAAGGAUUAUGAGGACCAAGUGGAGAUGGUACGAGUGACGCACAUCAACACUUACUUUGCUGUCAAGCUGACGAGUGCCUUGGAGAGCGUGGUGGAGACGACCCAGGACUUUACCGACUCAGCCUACACGUCACAUGACCAGCGUGAACGUAUCGUUGAGAUUGUUGACUCACUACAGCAGGCCACGCAUGUUCUAAUAAAGACUGGAUCGCUUCAGAUGCACAAAGAUGUGUUGGCCAGCCAGGAGAUGGAGACUUGCAUACUGAAAGCUUUGGAGGUGGCUAAAACCCUUAGAAAACAGUUACAAGAGUCAGCCAUGGAGCAGGCGUCGGAGUUGUUCCGGUCCAGUGAAGACCAUGUGUUGUUACGGAGUCUGCAGGCUGCAGGGAUAGCAGGCGAGGUCGGCUCAGUAGAUGAACUAACUGUCAAGUUUGAGGAACACACGGAGCAGCUGGAAGAGGUGUGUAAGUUAUUCCGGCACAUUGCCACCACAGAGCCACUCGUAAUCACAGCUGAACACAAUGAGAUUAUCCUACGAUCCAUGGGACCACUGAUACUUCAUGCUGCGAGAACCUUAGCCCAGUAUCCCGGCAGUAAGAUAGCCAAGGAGAACCUCGAUCUGUUUGCGGACGGCUGGGAGGCUCAGAUCAACGACCUGUCUGUCUUGGUGAAGGAAGUAAAUGACUUCUGUCAAGGAAAGACAGACAGGCUGGUUUACCUAUCCCUGCCGAGACCGGGGGCUGCUAACAGUGGUUUGGGUAAACAUGGAACAACGUCAAAACUUGCGCGGCCAGGAAAAUUAGAUGCAGAGGAGCAGGCAAAGAUAGCAAAGCUAGGGCUUGAGAUGAAGUUGAUCACAUCGGAGAUGGACGCCGAGACCGACAAGUGGGAGGAGCCUGAUAAUGACAUCGUCAAACGUGCCAAAAACAUGUCAAGUAUGGCAUUCUCAAUGUACCUGUUCACACGAGGCGAGGGUCCCCUAAAGACCACUCAGGACCUGUUUGUCCAGGCUGAGUACUUUGCUGAGGAGGGGAAGAAACUUUAUAGGACUGUCAGAGACUUUGCCAAUAAGGUCCCAGCCUGUCCACAUAAAGAUGAACUGCUGGCUCACGUUGACAGGAUUCCAGGCUGCUGUCACUCACUGCUGUCCACACUUAAAGCCUCCACAUUUGGCAAGUCUGCUACAUUCAACAAGGUUGAUGGAACCAUACAAGAAACCAAGAACCUGAUGAACGCCAUCGCUAAAGUGGUCACCGUCUGCUUUGUGUGUGCAACCAAGUUCAAUAUAGACUAUAGAAGAUCACCAAGUGGUACAAUGUCAUGGAGAGGUCAGAGGUCAUUUGAAGGUCAGCCAAGGUCUUCCGAAUCAAGGUCAUAUGAUACACAGAGGUCAUAUGAUACACAGAGGUCUUUUGAGCAACAGAGAUCGUAUGAAGGUCAAAGGGUGUACGAGGAGAAGACAAGGUCAUUGGAUGGACAUACUAGACCAUAUGAUACACAGAGAUCAUUUGAAGGACAGAAUAGAUCCUAUGACUCCUCAAGAUCGUUUGAAACAUCAAGGUCGUAUGAAGGUCAAAGUCCAAGAGUAUUUGAAGGUCGAGGACAUUUAAGUGAUAGUGAUUCCAUGUAUAGUUCCCAGUCUGACUACUACAUGAGAUCGUCCUCAGAUAGAAUGGUCAGCAGUGGUACCAGCUAUGAGGCCUAAGCAUUUCAUUUUGUUGCCUUGAUAUUAAUAUAACUAUGCUUAAUAUAUAACACACUUGUUCGUUGUUUUUAAUACUAUUUGUAAAGGAUGUUGUUCAGUAGAUCUGGUUUUAAAUAAGCUAUCUGUACAAUUGUGCAUGUGCACCAUGUUUUUUGUAUGAAUAAGUAUUGAAUGUUGUACAUAUCAUACUUAGAAGAUUUUUCUACAUUUCCAUGUGCAAUAUCAAUGUUUUUAGUCUUUGACUUGAAUUAAUUGUCUUUGUAAUAAGGAACUGUUUCCUUUGUAUUUUGUUAGACUUAACUUUAGCUUGAUAUCUUUAGAAUAAAAGAUUAACUUCUCUGGUGUGAGAAAUCAACUUUUACAAUGCUGUAGCAAAUUGGGCUACAGGCUUUACUGUAAACAACACUAUCAGUAAAUGAAACCUGUGUCAGUGUACCGGUAGAUAAUGAAAUGUAGUUUAAAUGAUUGAGAAAUACCAAAAGUUAAUGAUAGUUUUUUUGAUAGCCGAUAAGACUGUUGGAAAUGAUUGUUCAAUAGCCUCAUGCCCAUUCUUGUCGUCAUUGGUGAUCAGGCUACUGUUAGUGUUGUACGCUGUUUUAUUAUUGGUUCCUAUGUAUCUUUCAAUCCCCAUUGAAUAAGCUUGGUGUUUAAGACUUGAUGUAUCCUUGACAUUAUUAACAACAGAGACUGAGAAUAUAGAGAAGAUGUCAUCCAUAGCUUGAGAUAACUCACUGGAUUUUUGAUAACUUACUUUAAGGGCUUGGUUCACAAAAGGUCAAAUUGGCUCAGUCUUUGUCCUAUUCAACUCUUGUUUAUUUUGGAAGAACAACCAAUAUUAUUUACCAAAUUAAAUUUUAUUUUUAUAUCAUUAUUCGGUUGCUAUGGCAACAAGUUUUUCAACGGGUAUUUUUUUUUGUUAUCCCGAAUAAUUGACAAGAAAUUAAACAUUGAUGACAAUAUAUUUUUAUUUAUCUAGCAUAACCGCAAUACAAGCUGACUCAUUUCUUGAUAACUCUUGAAAAAAAAUUAUAACUCUAUUGAAAUUGUACUCAGUUUUUUUUACCUCAAUUAUUUUUCCGCACCAUGUAUUUUUAUGUUCCACCCAUAAUUCCAAUACACCAUGGCUUUGUAAAUAAACCACCUCAUCUGUUAUUUAUCAGUUAGUGCAAUAUGAACAUUAUGUUUUAGAUUCUGUUGUAUUUGACUGUAUUGUGCCAGUAAUUCGUUGUUGAAGUCAGAAAGCCAUUGUUUAUUUAUAAGUUCGCUAGAAUUGUGAUAUUAGUUUCCAUUUACAUAGAUAGUCUGUGCUGAUAUUUUAUACUGCGGGUACUUUAUGUUUUUUUGCGUCAGUUUUUGUUGAAUUUUGGUCGAUUUUUUUUUAGUUUUUGUUUGUAGUGUUUUCAAACUAAUUUAGGAAUGGUAAAUGGCAGUGUUUAAAUAAUUUUCGUUAUACAAAGUUAAAUGUAUUAAAAAAUUGUUGUAUAUUUUGUACCAAGUUGACCAGUAAUAAUGAAAAAUAUUGGAUUGUAAAAUGGCAUUUGUUUACCGUAGAUGUCCUAUUAGACGAGCCAGGUGCACGUCUUUUCUGAAAACCCUGCUCGCUAAAUAAGAAACUGUUUUCUCCAUUCAAUCAACUGUUAAAUAUCCACUUAUGUGAUGAAUAGUCUUGCAUUGAGUUGUUUAUAUGAAAUAACGACAGCACAUGUCACAAACACCUAGACGGUAGUUGUAGUCCAAAGCUUGCAACUAAACAAUCAGCCAUCAGUAUCCAGUCACUAUCCACUACAGCAUGGCUGCAUACGCCCCCUUGUGUGUUAAUCAAUAAAAUGGUCUGCUGAACAUGUUGAAUUAAUAUAUGAAUACAGAACUUUGGGAAGAACAGUUAUGUUUUCCCCUGUUUUAAAUGUAGGUUGUGUUUAACCUAAAUUAAACAAUUAUAGGGUAUGGGUUUAUGCAUGUUGUCAGCAGUUUAAGCAGGUUUCUUAUGCGCUGUAAACAAAUGUUGCCAUUGUUAUGCUUUUAGCGGUAAGGUAAGCCUUGUUCCAAGUUGCAGAGUAAGAAAAUAGACCCAUUAAUAGAUCCCUAACGCAUCUUUUAAGGCAUGUGCGUCUAAUAGGACAUUUACGGUUUGUAUAUUUUGACCCAUUAUGUCUUAAUUAAGUUAGGGCUGUAAUUUUUUGUUUUGUCCUGCUCUUGCCACUCGAGCUCAGUUUGUCCUUGUUUUUGUGUGCAUUUAAAUAUUUAUUUAUUUAUUGAGAGAUAAAAGCGAUGUAGAGUUCUAAAUGACAUUGUAAUUACAAGCAGAUAGAACUCAUCACUUUCAUCGUCAGGGUCUGUAAUACAGAAUUAUUUUUUUUACGUAUUCCUCAUAAGCAACAAAUUCUGAAUUGUUUUGUACAUGGAGAUUACAACAUCUGAAAUAUUACCUCAGUUAAUGAAAUAUUAAUACAUAUUAUUCUUAGCUUGCUUCUGUAAUACGGCCCCUGUAUUCAAGUUUACCACAUUCCCCCAUAAAUAUAUACGUAAUACGUGGCUACUGUUAUCAUAUCUGAUUUGACUUAUCUUAAUCUGAUUUACAGACGAAAGGUAUUUUUAGUUUUAUUCUCAGGCUCACAGUUUCAGACAAAAAAAUAUUUAGGGCAAAAAAUUGUUUUAAAAAUAUUUCAGCUGUGAGUUUGAUUAUUUACCUCAAAGGUUUGUAUUUAAAAACAAUUGACAACAGAUGUACUUAAUGAGAAAUAUCUUGUCAAAUGGAAAGCGAAAAUAUAUUAUUGUGGAUGUUGUUUUUAACUUGAACAAAGUUCUGGACAAUUGACCGUAUAUGUGAAUUCAUUGCUUUUCCCUGCCUUUCCAUUUUCGGUGGGGUCAAGGUCAGUGUUACUUAUAUAGAAAAAUAGUUUCUGUUUCAAAUCAAUGGAAAGCGAAAUCAUGCUAUUGUAGGUGUUGUUUUUCAAUUAUAGGUUGUUAUAUUAUUCAAUGUAAUAGUUCCAUUUACAUAAAUUUGACUGAUUUACAUGUUAAAUUCCUUCAUUAUAGUUUUGUUCAUACCUUAAGCUUUUGUUUAAUUUUCCGUUGAAUUUGUUUUUUUCUAUAUUGUGCAUUUACUUCAGUCAAUGUGUUUGAUAUUCUCACAUGUUCCAUGUAUUUAAUCACCUGGCCCCGAUUUCUCAAAAUUUCUUAAAGCUGCACUCUCACAGAUUGACCACUUUAACAACUUUUUUUAUCUUGGAAAGAAUAAAUUUUUGCGUAAAUAUCUGCAAACCAACGAUAUAAGAUUGUUGACAAAAAAUCAGAUUGUACAUUGUCAUAUUUCCGUUCGAAAAUUAAUGGUUUAUGGCUUAAACUGUUACUAACGGUUUAAGAAAUGAAAUAUAAAAAUCUGCUAUCUGAUUUUUUGUCAGCAGUCUUAUAUUACUGGUUUCCAUGCAUUUUCCCAAAAAUUAGCUCGUUCCAAGACAAAAAAUAAAAAAGUAAGAACGUUCAAUCUGUGAGAUGCAGCUUUAAGUCCCUUUUAACAGGAUUAAGUUAAGCUCACUAUUUAUGGUUUACAAUAAAUUGCGUAAUAUUAAGUUCUUAAAGAGAUUUUAUACUUUGGAUAGGAUGUAUCAUUAGGAAAAGCACAUUAAACCAUUUUUUAUUUAUCAAGAUUCAAUUUAAGUAUGUAUUUUGGCAAAUUGAAAUAAGCUACUAAGUGAUUGGGAUUUUUUCCCUCGCCGGGUGAUAUGGCAUGUAUGCUACUUAAGCCUGUUAAACUUAAGAAGUUUCGAGAAAUUGGGGCCAGCAGGUUAAAAUAAUUAGAAUGUAUACCAGUAUAUAUACAUGUAAUAAACAGGGGUUCUCACUGCUGGUAAAUGAAUCCCCUCUUAACAAAGUGAAGUCUGAAUAUAAAUCACACGUGACACAGCAUUGUUAGGUAUAUAAAACAAAAA